Schistosoma curassoni is the source of this 1833-nucleotide messenger RNA. NCBI's taxonomy places the organism in Eukaryota, Metazoa, Platyhelminthes, Trematoda, Strigeidida, Schistosomatidae. The record is from the annotation of a GenBank genome assembly.
AUGAACUUCUCGGAUGUGGUAAAGGUUACGAAUAGUUUGGCUGUUUUGUCGUCAAACGGUAUUUACAUUGCUUCGGCUUCUCAGCACAAAGUUUUUAUUCGUAUAACAAACACGCUACAAAUAUUUCAGAUAUACAGUUGUGUAGAUAUAGUGCAGAACAUAUUGUGGUCAGCAGACUCAUUGUUCAUUCUGAUUAUCCUGAAACAUCGUGGCAUAGUCCAGAUAUUCUCCCUAGAAAAUCCGGACUGGACAUGCAAAGUUGACGAGGGUUCUGCUGGACUUCUUAAUGCUAUAUGGUCGCCUGAUAGCAGACACUUCUUGACAACAACUGAUUUUUAUUUGAGGAUAACCGUUUGGUCAAUAUCGGAAGUCUCCGUUUCGUAUCUAAAGUUUCCUAAAGCAUGUGCAAAUAAUUUGGCAUUUUGUCCUGGUGGUCGUUAUUUAACUUUGCUUGAACGACGGAAUUUUCAAGAUCAUUUAAGCCUCUUCGAUUGCAGACUUCAGUGGACUAUUCUUUGGAACAUAACGUUAGAAACUGAUGAUGCCGUGGGAGUUGUGUGGUCUCCAGAUGGACGCUAUAUCCUCGUGUACGAUAACUGCUUGCGAUACAAAGCAUCUAUAUACAGUGUUGGUGGAAAACAUCUCAAUACAUAUUGUGCUUAUAAACCAACACAAGAGCUUCUGGGUAUCAAAUCUGUAUCAUGGUCCCCCACAGGGCAAUUAUUAGCGUUGGGGAGCUACGAUCAAAAAUGUCGUUUAUUAAAUGAUUUCAAUUGGACUUGUUUAGCUUGUCUAAAGCAUCCUGUUAACAAACCAAUCGAUCCUUCUCUCGGACUUAGUCCUAACGGCCGUCCUUUGUGUGUUGAUAAUGAAGUUGAUGGGGAUUUAGAAACAUAUCGGGCACACCGUAUUGAUAUUUAUGAAGAGUUUCGAACAGGUGCUUCGUCAGAUUUAUCAACCAAUUUUAAAGGUCCCCUAGAUUCAUCUACUGUCCAGUACAAACUACUAAAUGAUCCUGUUACCAUUCAAUCAAUUAAGCCUGAUCCUAACCAAGCAUUUCCUAAGGUAGGAAUUGGUUUGACAGAAUUUUCAACAGAUGGUCGAUUUUUGGCCACACGAAACGAUAAUUGUCCGAGCGUAAUUUGGAUCUGGUCAAUUGAUCGACGUCUAAGUCUAUUUAGUCUUCUAAUUCAUACUAGUGGUUGUGUAUCUUCUCUGAUGUGGGAUCCGAGGUGUUCUGCUCGACUUGCUUUGUGUACAGGUUCAGAUGCAGUAUUUUUGUGGACACCUCAAGGAUGUCUUGCAGUCCAGGCCCCAACACACUUCAAUUUUCUAGUUUCGUCCCUCGUCUGGCUUUCGACUGGAGACGGAAUUCUAUUACAAUCGGAGAAUGAAUUUUGUCUAUGCUAUCUAGAUUCUGGUGAUAAGCUUGAGAAACAUAAACCUCUUUGGAAGCCUCCUAAAAUCAAUUUGUCGACUGGAAAAUUGCAUCAGUAUGAAAUAAAAAGAAGUUCUGAAAAUGAACCCGUUCAUUGUCUGCCGUUUAAUAAUUCUGUUGAAAAUGAGAACUGUGAUUCUAUUUCUAACCCAUUUGGUGAAGAUGCUCCAAAUUGGCUAAAACAACACAGUAAGAUAUCCUCUGAUAUCACUGUAAAAGUUCGAAGAAGAAGUUUAUCUUCGUGUGAUAAACGUAAUGCUACGAGUAGAGAAUCGAAACCUUCUCGAGUUCUUUCCUCUUUAUCAAUCUGUCGACAGGCUUGGUUGGCUCCUUCCCCAAAUGUAAAACUGGCUAAACAGUCAGCAAUUCAAAAUGCUAUUACAGCGAAACGAUAG